Messenger RNA from Leptosia nina, 2271 nucleotides. NCBI's taxonomy places the organism in Eukaryota, Metazoa, Arthropoda, Insecta, Lepidoptera, Pieridae. The record is from the annotation of a GenBank genome assembly.
AUGCGUAUUGAAACUUGCUAUUUUUGCUCUUCCAGGAUUUAUCCUGGUCAUGGCAUUCAGUUCGUAAGGAAUGAUUGUAAGAUUUUCAGGUUUUGUCGAUCAAAAUGUCAUGCAGCAUUUAAAAAGAAGAAGAACCCACGUAAAACUAAGUGGACCAAAGCUUUCCGCAAAACAGCAGGAAAGGAAUUGGCUAUCGAUCCUUCAUUUGAGUUUGAAAAGCGUCGUCAUGCACCCGUUAAGUACAACAGAGAAUUAUGGACAAAGACCAUCGAAGCGAUGAAAAAGGUUGAAGAAAUACGUCAAAGGCGUUCUAAUAACUACAUUAUGCAAAGGUUAAGAAAGGGAAGAGAAGUGGAGUGGCAGAGAGAUGUUCGAGAAGUACAGAGAGACAUAUCACUCAUAAGGUCACCUGCAGCUGGCUUAAAACAGCGACAAGCUCAAGAAGAAGCUGAAAUGGAAGUUGAACCUGAAACAAUUGAAGUAAUUGAUUCGAAGGGUAGAAAGCAAGUUAUUGAAGCACCUGUUGUUGUUCCUGCUACUGGAGAGAUGAUUGUGGAUGGCGUUGGCGCUGGCACAGCGGGAUGUGUAAUUGCUUCGAGGCUCUCGGAAGACCCAAACGUGAAAGUGUUACUCGUUGAGGCCGGAGGUCAUAUGGGGUACUUCACCAAAAUCCCACUGACUGCAACUGCGGCGCAACACGGCCCUAAUGACUGGUCGUUUAAUGCUAAGCCACAGAAAUAUUCCUCUUUUGGCAUGUGGAAUCAGACACCCCUAAUACCUCGCGGAAGAGGCCUCGGUGGUUCUGGACAAAUAAACUUCCUUCUUCACGGUUUUGGCCUACCAGAAGACUACAAUAGGUGGUCGCAGUUAGGUUUCCGUGGCUGGACGUUUGAUGACUUGAAACCUUAUUUUCUAAAGGCGUUUGGUACCACAGAAAGUGAGUUUGAGUCGCCUUGUAUAGCCGGAGGUUAUUGUCAUCAAUCUAAAAUACCAAUGCACCUGAAGCUAAUAGAUGAUAACAACGAACUGAUGAACGUAUUUAGACGUGCGUCAUCUCGCCUGGCUGACCGGUAUACCCUAAUCCGUCGAUCCACAGCACCGGUUCUAUUAGGUCGACGGCAUCAGGCCUACGACGCCUAUCUAAAACCAGCACUCAACAGACGGAAUCUGCACGUGAUGUUGAAAACCCAGGCUGUUUCAGUGAGGUUCGACGACAAAGUGGCGUCGUCGCUCUACGUGCUAGAAGAUCAUAAAUAUCUAAACAAUAUAUUUGCGGAUAAAGAAAUCAUUCUGUGCGCAGGCGCUAUAAAGACACCGCAAAUAUUGAUGUUGUCUGGUAUUGGAUCUAGGGAUUUAAUGAAAAGAUUAAAAAUAAUGCCAGUGGUAGAAAAUAAUCAAGUGGGCAGAAACUUACACGACCACCUAAACGUACCACUCUAUGUUAGCAUCAAGAACCCGAUAAGCGUCACGCUUGCUAAAGUCUUUAGUUUCUUCACCGCUUGGGACUAUUAUUGGAAAGGGGAAGGUUACCUAUCCUUUCCACCAGUAGCAGGGAUAGAAUACAAGAAUAUGUCUGCACUAAUGUUGUUCGCUAUGGGCUCCACCAGCGAACGAUUACUUCGGGACCUCUCAAACUAUCGACCACAGGUGUUUCGCGAUACCUUCCCGUUCCACAACGACACGAGUAAAGAAGGCUUUGUAUUUCUCGCGUCGUGUGUCCAACCGCGCAGCCGAGGGACUGUGAGUCUCCGAGAUACCAGUACCACAGUACCCGUGGUGGUCAACCCUAACUAUUUGCACCAAGAAUGGGAUGUCCAGUGUAUAAUUAAAGCUCUACGUCGAGCUGAACGUCUGGUCUCGACAAAGCCGUUCAAGGCUAUAGGUGCGAAGAUUCACUGGCCCAGAAUUGAGAGAUGUCUCACUUUCUGGAGAUACAGUAGCCAGGAUCAGCUUGGCCUGCAGAGAAGACGGAGAAAGUCAAAGAUUCAAAAGCCACAAACAGAGAAACCUAAACCACGAAGACCUCCAAGUCCACCAGACGAGUACCUAGCAUGUGUAACCCGCGAAAUCGCUGUCACAGGACACCAUGUCGGCGGAACGGCAGCUGGUGGUACCGUCUUGGAUAAUCAGUUAAGAGUGAAAGGAGUAAAAAGUCUUCGAGUAAUGGAUGCCAGUGUGUUCCCAUCGCCUAUUUCACUCUUCCCUAAUUCUGUUAUAAUAGGUAUGGCGGAGAAAGCUGCUGAUAUUAUAAAGGCCAGUAGUGACGUGUAA